Molecule: messenger RNA, 1722 nt
Organism: Dictyostelium purpureum
Lineage: Eukaryota; Evosea; Eumycetozoa; Dictyosteliales; Dictyosteliaceae
Exons: 2
Coding region: 1-1722 (573 amino acids)
Biological process (GO): GPI anchor biosynthetic process
Cellular component (GO): endoplasmic reticulum membrane
Source: RefSeq, a predicted model, not a curated record
AUGAAUAAAAUUAUUAAAGUUAUUUUAAUAAUUUUAAAUUUAAUAUUUAUUGUUUUGGGUGAACAAUCACAAAUCGAAUAUAACCCAUACGAAUCAACAGAUAAAAUAUUUGUAAAAUCAUUAGAAAAUAAUAAAAAUAAAUUAAUAAUUAAAGAUGGUAUUGUUUUAGAAGCAGAAUCAAAUUUAAUAAUAUCACAUAGUCAAACAUCAAAAUAUAAAAGAAAUUUAUUUUCAAAUGAAUUAUUUAAACGUGGUGAUGAUAAUACACAAGAUAAUAUCGAGUCAAUAACAAUAUAUUUUAAUAAUAAUCAUUUAGGGGGUUUAUUUUCAAAAAAGCACUACCCAACUAUUUUAGAGCCAACUAUCAGUGUAUUGGUAAAGUUUAAUGAAGGAUCAAGUGAAAAUAAAAUGGAACAUUAUUCAACUAUUAAAACAUUGACAUUUAAUCAAACUUUUUCAAUUUGUAAAAUAUUAGAAUCGGUAUUAGAUAUUUCAAUGCAACCAUGCAGCGCUAAAGAGUCUGAUGUUUUUGAAAACCUUUUACACAUGGGUUUGGUUCCAGAUCAUUUGAAUUUACCAUCACUCAGCCAAAUUGACUUUAAUGAUAAUUCAAAAACAAGUAACAUCAAUCGUUUACGUUUCCUUCAAUCAUCCAAAUUCGAUUUAUCAAAAGAAGAAAGCGAAUACUAUGACUCUUUAUUAAACAGCAAGAGUUUCUUAAAUUGUCUUUCAAUGUUCCACCAUCAUAAACUUUGUGGAAAUAGAAAAGUAAACUAUUUCAUCGAAAAAUCUUUCAACCAAUUAUUAGGUUUCACCAUGGAGAUUACCAAAGAAACAAUUCAUUUUAAUGAAAUGGCAUUAUAUUUACACGAUAGCAACAAGAUUAAUAUCAAAUAUAUCAAAGAUGAAACUCAUUUAAUCUCUGACCCAGAACAAAAAUAUUCUACCCAGGUUACUUUAGUCCAAAAUAAUGAAAAAGAAUUAUAUCAAUUAGAUAAAUCUAAAGUUUCACUUUUAGGAAAAGAUGUAGUUAAACAACAACAACAACAAGAAGAACAACAAUGGAGUAUCACUAAAUUAGAACGUUCAAUAAAGAAAUCUGGUUUCCAUCGUGAAUUGGUCAGCAAUGUUACCAUUAAAUCACCACCAACUUUAAAGAUCCCAAGAGAAUGCAAACUUUUAUUUUUAGAACAUUUUGACCAAGGUAUUUUUGUUGAUCGUUAUGAAGUCGAUGAAAUUGAACGUUUUGGUGGUCCAAAAGUAAACAUUUACCAACUUAUCGAUUUAGAAAAACCAUCAGCUACUAGCACCCAAAAUUACAUCUCAGUAGUUAAAGAAUUUACAGUUAACAGCGAACCAGAACAAACCAUUCAAGUCACACUCCCAAUUCAUCUUCGUUAUCAAAACCCAAUAAAUUCAAACCAAGAUGCAUAUCGUAAUACUCACAUUUCAUCACCAAUGAUUUUCAUUCAAUGCGAACCAACAAAUAGUGUUACCGAAUCAAAAUCCACUUUUGAUCAUUGGAAAUUAAUUACAAGUUUCUCUCCACUCUUUGAACAUACCAAAUCAUUAUUUAUUGAUGUACCAGUUGGUCAAUUAAAAGAUUUAGAAAGUGUUAAAUUCAAUACUCUUACUGUUACAGUCAUUGGUUCAAUUUUAGUCAUUGCAACAAUUAUAAAAACUCAAAGAAAAUUAAUGAAGGAAAAAAUUAAAAAAAAAUAA